AUGUCCCAGAUAUUUUCGCUGUUUUACGAGACGUUCAUGUUGAGCCUCGCGCCCGAAAUCAUCGGCGCAGUUGGCGCCGGCCUCGUUCUCGAGGCUGUAAUCCAGAUACUUGCCUUCAAACAUCGGCAAUUGCUUCCCCAGCAUUGCUUCCUCAAACUGCCCCUUUGGCUGUGGAUAACUUGUUGUGUGCUGGGGUAUAGCGUCGCAUUAUCUGCGCUCUUUUAUGGGACGUACCAACUGGAACCCGCGCAGGGCUACUAUUCAGCCGGAUUUCAGCGUCUGCUCAAAGAUUAUCCCUGUUUGGGCGCGAUCGGCGAUGCGCCAAAUCUUUACGCCUUAGCUGACGGCGGCAGCCAAUUGGUCACCUGUUGCUGCAUUCUAUUCGUUUGCUUCAUGAAUUGCAGCCUGGCCGCGUUUUUCUCCCUUCACUCACUUGUUCUAUUGUACACAAAACAGAGCCACGCCAGCCUGAAGACGCAAAAACUACAGCGGCUUAUGCUUCCCUUCAUUUGUCUCGCAUCUCCAUGGUUUUAUUUUACCUUGGCAACGGUGUUCAAAAUUGGUAUAAGCAUCGGUUUGAACGACGUUCUAAUGGCCUGCUUUUGCUCGCAUGGCCUGUUAAACUCCAUUUCGAUAAUGCUAAUCUAUCGACCUUAUCGUAUGGAGACGUUCCUGAUAAUCACCAAG
Molecule: messenger RNA, 687 nt
Organism: Mesorhabditis spiculigera
Lineage: Eukaryota; Metazoa; Nematoda; Chromadorea; Rhabditida; Rhabditidae
Source: the annotation of a GenBank genome assembly